Messenger RNA from Aspergillus eucalypticola CBS 122712, 692 nucleotides. RefSeq lists its product as uncharacterized. The transcript has a single exon. The annotation marks the transcript as partial. The record is from RefSeq and is a predicted model, not a curated record. Lineage: Eukaryota; Fungi; Ascomycota; Eurotiomycetes; Eurotiales; Aspergillaceae.
ACACCCACACCCUCGGAGCCGGCUUACCCAGCCAGAAGGUCAAGUCUCUCAGUCCCAGUUCCACCCGCCAAAGUGGGUGUGGUCCAUGGUAGGUAUAGUCGCUAUAGCGCACCUCAUCUGCCUUUUCGAACGAUCUCGUUACGGCUGACUCUGCCACCUUCCUACUCUUCCUCUCUCUCUGUCUGUAUCUCUUCUUUCCUCCCCCUCCCUCUUCACCCUCUUCACCCUCUUCACCCUCUUCACCCUCUUCACCCUCUUCUUGUCGGUCACACUGCUUCUUCUUCUUGGUGGCAUCCAUCCCUCCAUCGACCCCAUCCAUCUCCAAUCCUUCCCGUCCGUCCUCUCCUCUCUCUCUCUCUCUUGCCUUUCCCUCUCCAUAGCCCGCUGGGGUCAAUUGCUAGGCUAUCGGCCAUUCUGUCGCUUAUCCACCCACGACAGACCCAACUUCUCUCUCAUCCACUUGCUUUUCUUUCUAAAAUUAUAGUCGAACACUUUCAUGCUGUGAUCCGAUCCGCUAUAAUUUGGAGCGACCGAUAUCAAUUCCAACCUCACCACUCGCCAAGUCUUGUCCGUGUCUUCCAACCGCCGGAUCGGUUCCAUAGAUUUUACACUCGGUCGCGCCUAGAGUCUGACAAAGGAGGACGACGACGACAAUCACCGUCAAAUUAAUCAGCACAACUUUUCAAUGCCUG